CAAAAUGUUGGCGCUGCCCAACAACACAGCCCUGAACCUGCUCCUGUCCAAACUGCUCCAGGACUGCCUGGAACAGAACAACAGCUCAACACCUGCCAAGGUGAGGAGCACCAGCAACAACCUGGAGAUCAUCUACGUGCUGCUCAUGCUGGGGCUGCUGGGUUUCUUCACCGUGGGGGUGAUGGUGACAAACCUGAGGGCGCGGCGCCUCGAGGGUCCCCGUGACCCCUACAACACCUACAUCGCCUGUGACACCUGGAGCCGCCAGGACAGGCUCUACUGCCAGGCCAAAAUCCUGCAGAGCUGCAAACUCUGCUGUGUCCUGGAGAACCAGCUGGCAGUGGAGCAGCCAGGCAGCAAGAUCCCUGAGGAGAAAUCUCCAUAGGGGAAAGGGGUUUU
Messenger RNA from Sturnus vulgaris (Common starling), 399 nucleotides. The record is from RefSeq and is a predicted model, not a curated record. Lineage: Eukaryota; Metazoa; Chordata; Aves; Passeriformes; Sturnidae.